Molecule: messenger RNA, 1011 nt
Organism: Miscanthus lutarioriparius
Lineage: Eukaryota; Viridiplantae; Streptophyta; Magnoliopsida; Poales; Poaceae
Source: the annotation of a GenBank genome assembly
AUGGAUAUCCAAAGGCUUUAUCCAUGUGAGCUCAUCAACAGGAGCCUUAUUCAACCGGAACACAUUAAUACUCAUGGAAUGAACCAGAUCAGUGGUGUUGGGAGUUUGCUUCACUUACAGUAUCUAGGACUAAGGGAUACAGGUAUUACCAACCUCCCAAAGGGACUAGAGAAUCUAAACUAUUUACAAACCCUGGACUUGAAGCAAACAAGCAUAAUUCAUUUACCUUCAACUGUUGUUCGACUAAGACGACUCAUGCACCUAUAUAUUGAACCAUCAGUGGUGCUACCACCUGGGAUUGGUAACAUGGAGUCUCUACAAUUGCUGUCAUCGGUUGGCGUCAGUAGCUGUGCAAACUUCACAAAAGAAUUAGGCAGUCUAACAGAACUAAGAAUCCUCCAUAUUUCACUUGAUGGCACAUUGCAUGAGAGCCACAAGAAUCCUUUGGUCGAUUCGUUAUGCAAUCUGAAGAAAAUCCAAGAACUACACAUUGAUUCUACAGGAAUAUCCAACGAGUUCAUUGUGGAUUUAGCAUGGUUUCCCCAGUAUCUCAAAAGUUUCUUAGGAAGCGUGCCUAGAUUGCCAAGGUGGAUGAGCCCCUUGCUAUCAGAUCUGACCACUCUGGUCAUUACACUCAACAUGAUACGACAGGAGGAUCUCCAAAGUCUUGGAGGCUUACUGUUUCUACAGUUCCUUUGUCUUACUAUUGAUUCUGCUGAAGAAAGGAUCAUCAUUAGCACUGAUCAAGGAAAAUUCCAUUAUCUAUCUGAGUUUCACUUCCAUAAUGAUAAAAUGGGGCUUAUUUUUGCACAAGGGUCUAUGCAAAAUCUUAAAACCCUUGAGGUAACAUUUAGAGUGAGGGAGAGAAAGGAUGCAUAUGGUGAUUUUGAUCUUGGCUUGGAGAACCUCUCUUCAGUGAAGCAUGUCAUCGCUAGGAUUCACUGUACAGGUUCCACAGUAUGUGAGGUGGAGGAAGGCAACCGAUUUGAAUCCCAGCCAUCCAAAGCUUGA